AUGGCGGAAACGGCGGCCCAGGGGCUCUCGAACUUCGCUGGCUCUGAGGCGGAUUUAUCGGCUCAACUCAAAACCCUAAAAGAAACAAAUGAAAGAAAGGCGAAAGAAGUUAAAGACAUAAAGCGCCGCACAGAACUGACAGUGCUAGAGACGCAGGCGCUGCAGCGGGCGCUGCUGACGCUGCUGCAGGAGAAGCGCAACGAGCCCCCGCAGCAGCAGCAGCAGCAGCAACAGCAGCAGCAACAGCAGCAGCAGCAGCAGCAGCAGCGCCUCUCCGCUGUUGCUGCUAAUGGCAUUUCUUUAGAAACAAGACAUGCACUUCUCUCCAAAGAAAGCAAAAAGACAAAAACGGAAAUGCUGCAGCUGCAGCUGCAGAUCAGCGGCGCCCAGCGGCUGCUCAAGGAAACCAUAAAAAACGGAGAACUCGAGGCAGCGGAGCUGCGAAGAGAUGCUUUUGAAUUUCGAAGAGACAUUUUGUUAGCUGGAGAGGAAAUCCCCACGGGAUUGACAAGUGGGGAGGCCCUUUUGAAUUGGCUCCAAACGAGAAUUCUUAAUUUGCAAAAAAAAGAGAAAAAAAUCGAAAAUAAACUUCUCGAGUCCAAAGCUGAAGGCCGCCGGGGGGUCCCCGGGGGGCCCCCCUCUUGGGGCCCCAAGGAGGGCCUCCUCAGGGGCCCCCUGGCGCGCUCCCUGGGGGGCCCCCUGGGGGGCCCCCUGGGCGCCCUUGGGGGCCCUAGUAGCGGGCUGCAACAUAUUGAUUUGCAUCAAUUGAAAAUAGAAAAUAAAUUGUUUGCUGAUAAAUUGGAAGAGUCCAAAAAUGAUGUGGCAACUAAGAAAAGGAUUUGCUCUCGGACGCUGCAGGAGCAGAAUCUGCUGCAGCAGCAGCUCAGCAGCAGCAGCAAAACUGCCAGCUGCUUAGCUGCUGCUAUUCAAAACAAAACAGCAGCGCUGCAGCAGCUGCGGAAAGCUGCAGCAGCAGCGCAGCAGCAAAAGGAAGCGACGCGGACGGAAACCAAGCAGCUGCUGGCGCAGUCGCGCAGCAGCAGCAACUCUUUUCAAAUAUCCGAUUUGGUGCGGCAGAAGGCGCUGCUGCUGCAGCAGCAAAAGCUGCUGCGGGCGCUGCAGCGGAAGUUGCAGGUGGCGGAGCUGGAGGCCCGCACACAGCAGCACCAGCACCAGCAGCAAGAGCGUCACCAGCAGCAGCAGCAGAAGCAGCAGAAGCAGCAGCAGCAGCAGAAGCACCAGCAGCAGCAGCAGAAGCAGCAGCAGCAGCAACAGCAAGAGCAGCACCAGCAGCAGCCAGGGCCAUACAGGCAGCAGUAG
Messenger RNA from Eimeria tenella, 1320 nucleotides. RefSeq lists its product as uncharacterized. The coding region runs from base 1 to 1320 and encodes 439 amino acids. The transcript is spliced from 7 exons. The record is from RefSeq and is a predicted model, not a curated record. NCBI's taxonomy places the organism in Eukaryota, Apicomplexa, Conoidasida, Eucoccidiorida, Eimeriidae.